AAGCGGCUGGUGCAUGCGGCGCGUGCGGCGGGCAGCGCUGGCGGCGCUGGCUUGGGCCGCGGAGGGGGCGCCGGGCCUGGGCCCGGGCCCGGGCCGUGCCUGCAGCGCCCGCCUGCGGCUGCUGCCGCCCGACGACGGGGCCCAGCCGGACCCGCAAGGCUGGAGGGAGGCGGUGGCGGCCGCCGCCGGUGCCCUGCAGGCAGGCGGUCUGGUGGCGGUGCCGACGGACACGGUGUACGGCGUGGCGUGCCUGGCCCAGGACUCCGGCGCCGUGCGAAGCAUCUACAGCCUGAAGGGGAGGAACGGAACGAAGCCGCUGGCCAUCUGCCUGGGGGACGUGGACCACCUCUACAGGUACUGCCACGUGAACGUGCCAGACGAGUUGCUGCGGGAUCUGCUUCCAGGACCUGUGACCCUGGUCUUGAAACGUUCAGAAGAACUAAAUAAAGACCUGAAUCCUUUCACAUCGCUGGUUGGUGUACGUGUCCCAAACCACCCUUUCAUCAGGGAGCUGGCACGGGCCUGCUCUGGACCACUGGCUUUAACGAGUGCCAACGUCAGCUGCCAGGGGAGCACACUGACUGUGUCGGAAUUCCAAGACCUGUGGCCUCAGUUGUCCUUAAUCAUCGAUGGGGGCCCAACAGGGGACAUCCAGAGCCCAGAGUGUCGUCUGGGAUCCACUGUGGUUGACUUGUCUGUGUCAGGCAAGUUCACCGUCAUUCGUCCUGGCUGUGCACUGGCGUCCACGGUUGAGAUCCUGAGACAGAAGUAUGGCCUGGUACCAGAGUCCCCUUGAGACUUCAGACUGAGGAGACUCUGCAAAGCUGCUGGAGCUGGGCACUGUGUGCCUGUGUGCUCAGGAGGUGGGCAUUGGUGGCCUUGUUUAAUGAGGUCAGUGUAUUAUGUCAAGGUUAAUAAACAGAAGAUUUAGGAAAAAAAAGAUAAACCCAGGAGCAACACGUGAUGGGUAUCUGCUGAUUAGUGUCAUCUCUGCUACAGUCUGGGAGACCACCCAAACAGCUCUGCUGAGCUGUGUGCUGUACCCAUCCCAGAUCCCUGCCUGCCUCAUUCAUGUGAGGCUUUUGAAGUCCAGUGAUGUGAACAUCAGACUGUUCCAGGAUGGAGUGAUGGUGUCUGACCCACCCUCCCCAUCACACCUAUCCCAGGUCUUUGUUUAUUGUCUCUGCACUUAAGGAGAAGCAAAGAUGGGAAAGAGCCUUUUCAAGCUCUUGGGAUGUCCCAGCUCUAGUGUCUACUAACCAUUUUUCUGUUCCAAAUCUCUAAAUCUAAACCUCCAAAUCAAAACCUAGCACUGAGUUCUGAGAAUGAAGAGUAUUCAGAUGAUUACUGUCUGGACAAGAGCUGCUCAGACCUGGCUUCCCUGGAUACAACUGAGGACAACCUCUUGGUGUGAUCUUGGUGGACCUCCCUGUCUCCGUAUUCUCACAACAGUGCUGAGCAGAAGGCAGUGGGGAAUGGAUGGAAGUUCCUGCUGGUUAUUUAUUCUUCACUGCAAUGUAAAGUUUAUGGAGCUGCUUUUAAUUUAAAAAUUGGUGACCAACUUGGCAGAGUUUUGUUAUAAAUGCUUGUUUUUAGACACUGUUGCCCAUCACUUUCGAUGGACUGGGGUGCUUGGCAAGAAUGUGUGUGACAGUCGUGAACAAAGCCUCAUUCCACAUCCAGAGCUGCCAUUUCUCAUUUUAUUGAUAUAGACAAGUAUAAAUUAAUUUUAUGGCUAAUUCAGAAGGGUCCAAGGAAAGGGAAAGCUGCUGUGAGCUCAACCUCUUUCAAAGCACAAAUUAAUGGUGCUUUCAGUUGCAUUUUAUGGCAAGUAUUUUUUUUUCUCCCUGUUUCAGGAGGAGAGAAAGCAAUUUU
Molecule: messenger RNA, 1875 nt
Organism: Dryobates pubescens (Downy woodpecker)
Lineage: Eukaryota; Metazoa; Chordata; Aves; Piciformes; Picidae
Gene: YRDC
Product: yrdC N6-threonylcarbamoyltransferase domain containing
Exons: 6
Coding region: 14-796 (260 amino acids)
Biological process (GO): regulation of translational fidelity
Cellular component (GO): cytoplasm
Molecular function (GO): nucleotidyltransferase activity; tRNA binding; double-stranded RNA binding
Source: RefSeq, a predicted model, not a curated record